AUGGAACAGGUGUCGRUGAAUUUUUCUUUAUCUUUGAAYUCAGGRCGCUUAGUUGGAGGAAUUUUUGGAGCAGGUUUUUGGGAAGCUGCCUUGUACUCGUAUACUGGACAUCCCUUAAAGUUGGCAGUGUGGUCCCCACUACAUAGGGCGCAUUUGGCGGGACUGUUGCAGUCUUUGGAACAGUCUUCCAUGGCGUCGACCGCAACAAAUAAAGGGAACGUUCUCCAGCAGAAYACGAUCRUCCAGUCCUUCAACGCGUCGUACAUGGUGCACAAAAUGAUCGGCACCGGAAGUUUCUCUCGUGUCUACAAUGCAUCGGAAGUGGUCUCGGGCACCGCGGUGGUGAUCAAGGCGCUGAAUAAUUAUGGCUCCGGUAAAUCAUGGUUGGAACUGUACUUCAAGGAACUAGAAUUUUUGAAYAGGGUUAAGUUAAGCCGGUUACAGUCCCGAUACGUCCAGCUGAGGGACACUGUUCGACUCAAAUCGGGAAUGAUAUGUUUCGUUAUGGAGAAACUGAGCACCACCUUACAGGCCGUGCUGCACAACAUCGGCCCGUUGCCAAUGUGCAUUUGUCGGCCGAUUGUCAGACAAAUCGCACAAG
Diuraphis noxia (Russian wheat aphid) is the source of this 601-nucleotide messenger RNA. RefSeq names its product homeodomain-interacting protein kinase 2-like. NCBI's taxonomy places the organism in Eukaryota, Metazoa, Arthropoda, Insecta, Hemiptera, Aphididae. Gene Ontology annotation, cellular component: nucleus; cytoplasm; PML body. Gene Ontology annotation, molecular function: protein tyrosine kinase activity; SMAD binding; transcription coactivator activity. Gene Ontology annotation, biological process: peptidyl-threonine phosphorylation; positive regulation of transcription by RNA polymerase II; smoothened signaling pathway. The record is from RefSeq and is a predicted model, not a curated record.